This is a messenger RNA of Aspergillus bombycis, 2307 nucleotides long. RefSeq names its product putative C6 transcription factor. The transcript is spliced from 3 exons. The coding region runs from base 1 to 2307 and encodes 768 amino acids. Gene Ontology annotation, cellular component: nucleus. Gene Ontology annotation, biological process: DNA-templated transcription; positive regulation of transcription from RNA polymerase II promoter by galactose. Lineage: Eukaryota; Fungi; Ascomycota; Eurotiomycetes; Eurotiales; Aspergillaceae. The record is from RefSeq and is a predicted model, not a curated record. Gene Ontology annotation, molecular function: DNA-binding transcription factor activity, RNA polymerase II-specific; RNA polymerase II cis-regulatory region sequence-specific DNA binding; zinc ion binding.
AUGUUCCACACCUUUGAAGGAUUCGAAAACCCGAACAACUCGGCCCCAGCCCGGGGUCGUGGUGAGCGCCAGCCCUCUGUCGGCCGGCGUGUCACUACCCUCCGUGCCUGUACGUCCUGCAGGCAUCGCAAGAUCAAAUGUGACGGUGAAAAGCCGUGCGAAGCAUGUCGGUGGUAUAAGAAAGCCGACCAGUGCCAUUAUGCAGAUCCCCGGCCCUCCCGGAGACAUGUAGAAAAACUCUCCACCACCCUGGACGAGUAUCGGGGCGUACUCGAGAAACUCUUCCCCAAUAUCCCACCCGAAAAUCUAGUUAGCUUGCCUCGCGAAAAGCUCUUAGAGCUGACAGGCAAAUCAUCCCAGCUGCAGACGCAGCCGCCACACCCAGCGUCGCCAGCUACCUCGGCAUCAGUCGAAGCCCAUGUCUCCCCCAUCUCCAACGAAGAUGGCAACCUGGAAUCUUUGCAGACGAUGCCUGAAGAAUCGAGCGAUCUUCAGAACUCGGAGAUAUCCAAUAAUUAUUCGGACGACGUCAAUGCCUUGUCACUCUCAUCCAGACAGCCUUCCUCUUAUCUCGGGGUGUCGUCUAUCAAUGCUGUUCUCAAAGUGAUUCUCUGCCUUGACCCUGGCGCCCUCUCUUACUUCUCUCAUUCUUCGACCAACACAGACUCCAGGGAUUCAACCCUGGGAUACUCUCCAGCAGAGGCCCAAUCAUGGCCGGUCCAAGAGUCUCAGCAACCAAUAACGCCCCCUCAACGACAUCGACCAGUGACAGAGAUGCAGUUGCUCGACGCCUAUUUUACUUAUUUUCAGCCAUUCGUGCCCAUGUUAGAUGAGCAGGUUUUCCGCGAUAUCUAUCACUCGGGGUGUAGAAAGGAUGAACGUUGGCUGGCACUGCUAAACAUCGUGCUUGCCUUGGGUAGCAUCGCGGCGUGUCCAUCCGAUGACAUGACCCACACCAUUUACGCCCAGCGCAGUAAGAGCUACUUGAAUCUAGAAUCGCUUGGUUCCUCACAUAUAGAGACCAUACAGGCUCUCGGUCUUUUAGGAGGGCAGUAUCUUCAUUACGUCAGUCAACCCAAUCUGGCAUACUCGCUCAUGGGAGCUGCGUUGCGCAUGGCUGCAGCUUUGGGCCUACACAAAGAGUUUUCGGAUAACCAGGAAGGGUCUUGUAAACAAAACAUAUACUCGACCGACCUGAAACGGCGAGUGUGGUGGUCCUUGUUUUGCUUGGACACUUGGGGCUGUAUGACUCUGGGACGACCGAGCAUGGGGCGGUUUGGACCAACGAUCACCGUCAAACUGCCGCAGUACCGAGAAAGGGGAAAUGUUCUCGACAUUAUACCGCUCCUAGAAAACGUUCGGUUCUGCAAAAUUGCGACCCAGAUCCAAGAAAUCCUGGCUGCCGCUCCGUUGACGAGGUACCAUGAAAUGUCACACUUUGAUAAUCAACUACUAGAGUGGUAUGAGAACCUUCCGUAUAUACUCAAAGACCACGAGCCAUGCUCCGAAUCGAUUAUCAUCACGAGGACAGUCAUGAAAUGGCGGUACUACAACCAACGUAUGCUUAUAUACCGUCCAACCCUACUCAGCUACGCCAUGCGACGGGUUCCAUAUAUUGCCCUCCGGUCCGAAGAGCGGACAGCGAUCGAAAGGUGUCGACAGAUCGCGGAGGCUACAAUUCAAGACAUUUCUUCCACAGCUCAGUCACAUCAAAUGUCUGGCUGGAGUGCUGUCUGGCUCAUAUUCCAGGCAGUUAUGGUUCCACUACUGGGGUUAUUUCUCAAUGACAACACAACGAGUGAUCCUAGAGCCACUGUUUCGAGUUGCCAAUCUCAGGUUGAGAUGGCUAUGCUUGUACUAGCCCGACUGGAACAAUGGAGCCCGACUGCCAAAAGGACGUUGGAUGCCGUAUCGCAGAUACUGGAGGCCAGUAAAAGAGGGACCAACAUGGCUAAUGAGACAGGCAUCGUCAAUAGCAUGUAUACCUUCUCACGCGAAGGGGCACUACCUCGAGCCACUUCGGGGAUGCUUCCACCCCAAAACCUUUUCCUCCAGAAUGAAGCAGGCUUCGACCCGUUUGCGCCUCCAGUCAUCGAUGAUUCGACGGCCCAGUAUCUGUGGGACUUCCUGAGCUGGAGUGACAGCAGUCUAUGGCCUGGAAUAACAGACACCAACAGCUUCAACGACGAAACGCUGUUCGCUCAAACGGACAAAACCAUGAAAUAUACCAACAAUGGCGCAGCCUUUAUGGGGGGCUCUAUGGGCGAUGGUGCCUACUAUGCAAAUCCACCUUUACCCUACUACUAA